AUGUUUUGCGCCUCAGGAGCUGUCGCCAUGAGAGAUUGUGUCUGGCGUGAAGGUCUGACGAUCCUCAAAGCCAAGCUUCGUCUUGUUCGUGUCGAAAGGCCCCAAGUCACUCAAACCGAGCCCGCGUCAUCUGCAAACACACCAGAUGAUGAGGGGAAAUACGAAGGUAAAUUGCUUUACAAAGAAAACAAAUUCCCUUUGGUCUUGCAACAUGCCUAUAAGAACAGGACAGGGACACAUGAGAACCCCGAAGCCAAUCUGAUCCGGCAAUUGAAGGAAACCCGUGAUACUCGGCGUUGUCGGAUGAACGGAUGCCAUGACCACGAUACCGAUUAUGUCAGUCUGCCACCCGAACACAAAUCUGUGAACGUCAUACCAGGAAUGGGGAUAUCAAAAUCGUAA
Messenger RNA from Puccinia triticina, 402 nucleotides. RefSeq lists its product as uncharacterized. Lineage: Eukaryota; Fungi; Basidiomycota; Pucciniomycetes; Pucciniales; Pucciniaceae. Bases 1 to 402 code for a protein of 133 amino acids. The record is from RefSeq and is a predicted model, not a curated record. The transcript has 2 exons.